AUGUCGUCCAGACCAGUCAUCAGCGUCCUCGGAUCUCUCAAUAUCGAUCUCGUUUCCUAUGUACCGCAUCACCCACUCCCGGGAGAAACAAUAACCGCUAGCCAAUUCAAUGUUUUCCCCGGCGGCAAGGGCGCGAACCAAGCUGUUGCUUGCGCAAAGCUGUCUCGGACCUCGGAUCUCAAGGAACCUAGCGUUGACGUCGCCAUGAUGGGCGCGGUGGGCGUAGAUGCAUACGGUUCUAUCCUCCUGGAAAGCCUCAAGUCGUAUGGUGUGGAAACGUCGGCUAUCAAAGUCGAUGCCGAGUCCAAGACUGGGAUCGCCAUGAUUGUCGUUGAUGAGCCUUCAGGUCAAAACCGCAUCAUCCUUUCGCCUGGAGCAAAUGCUUCGCUCAAGCCUACCCAGUUCACCCACCUUCCUGACCCAUCACCCACUCUGCUCAUCAUGCAACUGGAAAUUCCAAUCGAGACUGUCAUUCAGGCGUUAGAGGCCGCUAAGAAAACAGGAACGCCUGUUCUUCUCAACCCGGCCCCGGCUCAAAAGCUCCCGGAAAAGGCGUACCAGGGCCUAGCACAUUUGGUUCUGAAUGAGAGCGAGGCAGCCCUGCUGUCAGAUGUCAAAGAGUCGGACCUGGAUGACUUGAAGUUGGUGGAGCAAAUCGCUGGCCAAUUCCUAGCCCGGGGUGUUAAGAACGUUGUCAUCACCCUUGGUGGAAGAGGCGCCUAUUACGCCAACGAGACAGAUAGGGCUUUUGUUCCAGCUCUCAAGGUCGAUGUUGUUGAUACGACUGCGGCUGGUGACACCUUUAUCGGAAUGUAUGCCAUACACGCGGUCCAUGCUAUCACGAGGUCGGAGAAAUUUGAUAUCGAUGAAGCUGUUAGGCAGAGUAUCAGGGCAUCGUCGAAAACGGUCUCCAAAAGGGGAGCCCAAGUCUCUAUACCCUGGAAGGAUGAGUUGUAG
Fusarium keratoplasticum is the source of this 957-nucleotide messenger RNA. Its product is annotated as Ribokinase. Lineage: Eukaryota; Fungi; Ascomycota; Sordariomycetes; Hypocreales; Nectriaceae. Bases 1 to 957 code for a protein of 318 amino acids. The record is from RefSeq and is a predicted model, not a curated record. Gene Ontology annotation, molecular function: ribokinase activity. The transcript has a single exon. Gene Ontology annotation, biological process: D-ribose metabolic process.